GCAGCGCACCGCAGCCUGUCUUUCAACGGAAGCCCGCUCUAUGUACGCGUAUGUCUAUGUGCGACGACCCGGACCUUUCAUCGGGGUCAAACAGGCAUCAAGACGUUUUCAGGAACCAGUGGAGAGGUGGGAGUAGACAUUUGUUGUUGUUGUCACUUCGGCAGUAUCCACUCCCUGUCUGUCUGGCAGUCUGGUCAACGGACCAGCGGAGUGUUUUCUCGGUGUAGGUCGACGUCUCUUCACCGGCGGAUGAAUGGCAAUGACGGCGGUGAGAGCGGUGGCAGCGGGGGGCCCAGCGUCUUUGUCCCGGUUCAGGGGAGCGCUGGUGUCGGCUGUGCUGGGAGACUGUGUCGGCGGAGAGUUUGAAGGAGCGGAGGAGGUUCCUAUGGAGAGUGUGCUGCAGCACCUGAACAGCCUGGACGACGAGACCAAAGGAAAUGGCAUCCUGGAGUACAGUGACGACACAGCAAUGGCACGUUGUGUGGUCCAGUCUCUACUCACCCGUGCCGGCUUUGAUGAGCAGGACAUGGCUCGCAGGUUUGCUAAGGAGUACAGUGCAUCCCCGGGUCGUGGUUAUGGUUCUGGAGUGAUCCAGGUGCUGAAGAAGCUGUCCUCCCCUCAGCUCAGUGACGUGUACCAGCCGGCAAGGGACCAGUUUAAUGGUCGAGGCUCCUUUGGGAAUGGGGGAGCCAUGAGGGCGGCCCCCUUCGCACUGGCUUUCCCUGAUAUGGCGAAUGUUAGAAGGUUUGCCCGUCUGGGUGCCAUGCUGACCCACUCCUGCUCUCUGGGUUACAACGGGGCUGUGCUGCAGGCGUUAGCUGUGCACCUCUCCCUGCAGGGGGCGCUAGACCUGCCCCAGCAGUUCAUCAGCAAGCUAAUCACAGAGAUGGAGGAAGUGGAGGGCAACGAGGCAGCACGCAAUGAUGCCAGAAUCCUAAAGGAAGCAGAGAAGCCAUUCUGUGAGCGCCUCCACAGAGUUAGAGACCUGAUGGACCGGAGCAAGGUCAGCAUAGAGGAGGUCAUUUCUGAACUGGGUAACGGCAUAGCGGCACUCCACUCAGUGCCCACUGCCAUCUUCUGCGUCCUCCACUGCCUGCAGCCCCGGGAAUGCCUUCCAGAGAACUAUGGCGGCGUGGAGAGGACAAUAGCGUACAGCCUGGCCCUGGGAGGGGACACGGACACCAUUGCCUGCAUGGCAGGGGCCAUCGCUGGGGCCCACUAUGGCAUCGAGGCUAUUCCUCAGUCGUGGAUAAGAUGCUGUGAGGGGGCAGAGGAUGCAGACAUGAAUGCAGAGCGACUUCACAUGCUGUACCACCAGUCAACACAAGAGGGCGGGAGUGGGUCAGGGGAGCCGAGCUGUGCAGACGCAUCUGAAAGCCAGUCGAACGCUUCUAACGGAACAGAGAGGAAAACUGGAGCUGAGUGAUUCUUCAACUGGAGUUUGACAAAGGACUCUUGAACACACACACACACACACACACACACACACACACACACACACACACACACACACACACACACACACACACACAAUAUUACACACUUAAACUUAAAAAAUACCUUCAUGUUUUUGGACUGUGUUGGUUAACUGGGAACCUCUGAUUAAGGACAAGUUAUUUCAACACUAAGUAUUUUAUUAGUCAAAGCAGCUCAUUUUCUUUCCAUGUCUUUUUUGGAUCAGCAGGUAUUGAGAGCCCCAAGCUUGCAAAAAGAAUUGCUUAAAAAAAUAAGCAAGGAAGCUAUUUAUUUGGUAACAGAAUAGUGACGCUGAACAAACAAAACAAUCGUGUCACCAGACAAGACUAGAUUGACUGUGUGAUAACUGUCAUACAGAAAUUCGGUCUGUGUAUGCAUACACUGUACAUUAUAUACACACUCACACACCUCUCCCUUCCCUGCUCUUUCCUGUUUUGUGUUGAACAAUCUUUUGUCAUGUGAAAGUUGCACUAAAGUUGGCCAUGUCUUGUUUUAUCCUUUUGGUGGAUAAUAAUUAUUUAAUAAACUUUUUUUAAAUUCACAUAA
Molecule: messenger RNA, 2022 nt
Organism: Dicentrarchus labrax (European seabass)
Lineage: Eukaryota; Metazoa; Chordata; Actinopteri; Moronidae
Gene: adprs
Product: ADP-ribosylserine hydrolase
Exons: 6
Coding region: 254-1426 (390 amino acids)
Cellular component (GO): mitochondrion; nucleus
Source: RefSeq, a predicted model, not a curated record